GAAGUUUUCAAGAUGUCGUCGUUGGAGCAGAGACUCUCUCGAAUCGAGGAGAAACUCAAGCAGGAAAAUAAAGAAGCCCGCAAACGAAUCGACCUGAACAUCGACAUGAGUCCGCAGCGGUCACGUCCGAGGCCAAUCAUCGUGAUCCAGCUGAGUCCAGCUCCAGCCCCCUCCCAGCGCGCAGCUCUGCAGUUACCGCUGGCCAACGAUGGAGGAAGUCGCUCGUCCUCUUCUGAAAGCUCACCUCAACACCCCUCAUACCCCAGCAGACCCCGACAAAUGCUUAAGCUUCCCACCCCACCCUACAGCCAACAGAAGAGCCUGGAGAAUGCUGAAAUCGAUCAGAAACUGCAGGAAAUAAUGAAACAAACAGGUUACCUCAAGAUUGAUGGACUGCGUUACCCCGCAGAGGUGACGGAUCUGAUCAGCGAGGGGGAGAUCGGCAGUGGAACGUGUGGACAGGUGUUUAAAGUUCGUUUUAAGAAGACUGGCCAUGUCAUCGCUGUCAAGCAAAUGAGGAGGACGGGUAAUAAAGAUGAGAACAAAAGAAUCCUUAUGGAUCUGGAUGUGGUGUUGAAGAGUCAUGACUGUCCAUACAUCAUCCAAUGCUAUGGAGCUAUAGUCACCAAUACGGAUGUGUUCAUCGCCAUGGAACUAAUGGGGACGUGUGCAGAGAAGCUGAAGAAGAGGAUCCAGGGGCCCAUACCAGAGGCCAUUCUGGGAAAGAUGACUGUGGCGAUUGUGAAGGCUCUGCUGUACCUGAAGGAGAAACACGGUGUGAUUCACAGAGACGUGAAACCAUCUAAUAUCCUGUUGGAUGCCAAAGGGCAGAUCAAACUGUGUGAUUUUGGCAUCAGCGGCCGACUGGUGGAUUCUAAGGCUAAGACUCGAAGUGCCGGCUGUGCUGCUUAUAUGGCGCCUGAGAGAAUAGACCCUCCAGAUCCCAGUAAACCAGACUAUGACAUCAGAGCUGACGUCUGGAGUCUUGGUAUCUCUCUGGUGGAGUUAGCCACGGGACAGUUUCCUUAUAAGAACUGCAAGACAGACUUUGAGGUUCUCACCAAAGUUCUGCAAGAGGAUCCGCCGGUCCUUCCUCUCAGCAUGGGCUUUUCCGCUGACUUCCAGUCCUUCGUCAAAGACUGCCUCACAAAGGAUCACAGAAAAAGGCCAAAAUACCACAAGCUGCUUGAACACAGUUUUAUCCGUCGUUAUGAGGUGUCAGAGGUAGAUGUGGCGGGUUGGUUCCAGGGUGUAAUGGAGCACACAGAGUCUCCACGCAGCAGCCAGUGCUUCAACCAUCACCAGCUCCACCAUUCUCUCUUUAACAGGUAGCCAGGCGGAGAGAAAAAGAGACACGGAGUGAGAGAGAGACAGAAUGAUGCGAUGUUGAUUUAGAGACGGGCAGAUAAAAUUUACAUUUGAAAGGAUGGAAGGAGUGGAUAUGGACAGAUUGUGAAAGAGAGAAUGUUAAUAUGGGAGUUUGACUGAUCGACAGACAAUCCUGGGCAGGUUUGAUGUACAGUAAAUUUGCAAUAUUUUUGUCCUCAUCCACCCAUUAAACAGGAUGGACCAUUAAAGGUUGCAAUCGUAAGGGGCCGUUCAGACCAAACACGUUCUUGCAAAACUUGGCGCAAUGGUCAUAAACGUCCGUCUAGUGCGUGUUUGUGCAAGUACACGUAAGGUGUGAAUGGCCCCUUACACACUCACUGUGACACAUGUGCACACAGACAUUUACAAUAACACACUGUUUCACCAAACCUACAAGCAAUUACCACCGUAUUAAGUUUAGCCUCAAGUACUCCUCGCUGCACACAGUGGGAUCUAAAACAGCUGCAGUGGGAACAUCACUUCUGUUUCCGCUCAGUCCGUUCAGUUCAAAAUCAGCACGUCUUGAAGUCCACCGUAGCCCCUUAUUCAGGGACUGAACAGAGUAGUCGAACAACACUGUGCAGUGAUGUGUGUGAGUGUGUGUGUGUAUUAUCCGUUUAUAAGUCUUAGCACUCUGAUUGUGGCAAGUCUUCACUUUCCUGUACAGUUUGAGUACACUUGUUCACAGCUAUUCAGCGAAUCAAAUCGAUUAGAAACUAGUGAGAGAAUUUAUGAUAUAUGUUUUAUAGUAAUGUUCUUUUCUGUGCUAGUAAGCAUCAGCAGAUAUUUCAGUAAUGGAAACGUAUUUAUAGAAUUAGUGUUUCUUAGUGGUAGAACUUCUAAUCCUUAAAGUUUAGAUUGUUAUAAUUUGGUCUGGAAUUUCAUGUAUGAAAAUAGAUAUAUUGGUUAUGGGAGAAAUUUUGUAUAUGAAGAUAAAACUAGUGAUUGACCGAUAUGUUUGUUUUUCUAAUGGCCGAUUAUGAUACCGAUAUCAUAAGAGAAAGUUGGUAUAUGGAUUUGAGGACGACCGAUAGUGGAUUUUGCUGAUACGGUAACUAAGUUGGUGGAAAAGUCAGAAAACCGAUUAAUCGGUAGUUCAUUUUAAAAUCCAUUUAUAGAAUGUAAAAAACAAAAAACAAUCCAAGUCUUCGUUUGCUAUGACAUGCACAGACAUAGAGGCUACAAGAGUCCAAAAAACACUGGGGACUACUAUUAUGAAAUAACGGAGACUUGGCUCCAUUACUAUGAUUUAUAUUUAAGUAUUUCCCAAAUUAAGCUGUUAAUGGCCUGUAUAUUUACCAGAUGAGGUUUAAUGAGGAAUAAGGUUUAUUAUUAUUCACAAGAUAGGAAUUUGGGAGUGCUGAAGGGGCAUGUUCCAUAUAGUCGCAUUUUUCUUUGCAUGCCCCUGCUUCAAUUUAGAACACUUUAUUAUCUAAUCAAAAUAACAAAAUAUACAUUGAAUUGAGGAUAUAAAUAUGGAUACAUUUGUGAAUGAAGAUUAAAAUACAGUAAAGGUUGCCGUUAUUGUUUUUAUUUCACCUCUAGAGGCCACUGUUAAGGUGGAAAACCAAGAUAUUCUAACUGUAGAAUCCUCCAGUGCUGGCGUAAGAGGAACAUGGAGGAAUGAUCAUAAAAAAACAAAAAACAAUCGGCAUAGAUUUUUGACGAUAACCGAUAGUUGCAAAAGCAAGUAUUGUCACGAUUAAUCAGUAAAACAGAUAUAUCGGUCUACCUCUAAUAUAGAUGAUUACGAUGACAAGGCUAUUGCUAGAUUUUGGUUCUAGGCGAAAUGAAAACUUGACAGAAUGGCCAAAUAAUAGCCGAUUAAUCGGUCUGGCCGAUAUAUCGGUCUAUCACUAAAUAAAACACAAAAAAAUUAGUCCAGAGUGUGUUAAGUUGUACACCGUGCACACCUCAGGUCGACGAGUGUUAGAGAUAUGGAGUGAGUUUUACAGAAUUCAGUUUUGUUUUUCAGUAUUAGAGUGUCUGAGGAAGAAACGGCAAUCUGUUACAGGAAGAUAAGAUGAGAAAUGUUGUCAUUGUCACUCAGAAUGCUUUUACUUGUCUGCGUUAAGAGAUGAGCAGGGAAGUUUUUGGAGUGAUGAGAGAGAAAUGGCAGUUUUUUGAUCAUUCAGUUGGUUCAUCAUUUCAUUCUCUUGAACCAUUCCCUCUAACCAAAGCUUGUUUUUCUUCCCGAAAACACUUCUUUUUUGACACAGCACUGCUUUGUUUUUCUUCCAAGCUGUUAUUCUCACUGGAUUUCAGCACCUGCUCGUGGGUGACGCUGAAGAUGUUUCAGCGACUUUCACAACCAAAGCUGUAGGGUUUGAGAUUCACUGCUUUAAAAAGCCAAAUCACCGCUAGACUGAGAGUAAGAAGAGAGAAAAAUGCACAAAUGGGCUUAGAGAGAAUCAGAGCGUAAUGGUAUGUUGAGACAGGAAGGGAGUGUGAUGUUUAAAGAAAAGCAAUGUGGAAUGACUAUUGAACGUAGCAGAGGAAAUAACGGGUGGGAAAGGAAAUUUAAGGCAAUGAUAGGUGGAAUAUAGAAAGUAUGAAAGAGAGACUGCUGUUAAGUCUUAUAAAAAGUAAGGGCUCACUUUUUGAGAUCUUUUUGUGUGUAGAUCUGGUAAGGUUUUAGGGUUGACUGUGGAAGUUGUUGGGUUUUUUCGUAGAUCGCUAUGUUGUGAGCUGUCAGGGCGUUGUAUAAAAGCUUUCAAUCGUAUUGAACCUAUGUAUCAGUUUUUAUUUUUAGGGGUUAAUUAGCUUGUGUUGUUUUGCAUCUUGCUGUUUUUGUUAUCCUUGAAACUUUUUUCGUAUGAUCUGCUAUUAUUGUUAUUUAUUUAUUUAUUUAUUAUCUUAUUGCUGCUACUCUUUACUUUAGAUGCUGCUGUCAAUGAUUAUAUUCCCCAAAGGACAAUUCUUUUUUUGUUCUAAACCAAAUGCAUAAAACACUGCAAUGUCUACACAUUUACCAAAUAUGAGAAUGAUUACCGGUAGAACGUUGGAGAAGCUUAUGAUGUGAUCCAUGAAGAGGAAAAGAGAGAGAAGGCAAGGAAGUCAUUUGAGAACAUCUAUAUCUUAAGAGUUUGCUUUUAAAACUACACCACUAUGCCAACUCACACAAACUUCACCGCUCACUGUAGGCAACUAAUAAUGACUUACUGUUAAUUGUACAAAGUCACCAGCUGGUAAUAUUUAUAUAUAUUUGAAGUAGAUUUUCCGUAUUACACUAACUGUGGGUCAUGCAGACAGAUAUGUUUGUAAUUGUCCUCCUGUGUCCAUCCUGCGGUGGAUGAAUUCAUGUUUUAAAAUCUGCCGCUUUAUUCAGCCGUUAAUAAGUUUGAAUAAAUUCCCCAUAGUCAAUUACUUGUAAGCAGGUCCAUUCAAAUUCUGUCUGCAGAACUUUGCAGAAAUAUCUGCAGAAUGCCUGUCAUUCACAAAUUUUGACAUAUUUCCCGCCAUUUGGUGUGCGUUUUUUAAAUAAUUUUGCUAAUUUGACUACGCUUUCAGCUACGAAUUAGAGUGCAGUACUCUGUUAGAAGUACAAAGCUCAGUUAAACCCAUUUUAUAACGUUUAAAGGUGCACUCAGUAAGUUUUUAAACGUCAUCUUGGAAUUACAGUGACACCUAGUGGUGUGGAUGCAGCAUUAUUUAAACGCAAAGUUUUUAGUUACCAAUGCCAUUGUAGAAAUUCAUUACUUAGUCAUCUGUGAUUCAUUUAAUCCAUGAGUUAAAGUGACCAAUAACAGGGUGGUUACUGAGAUUAAGCGAGUAGUAUUCAGCUGGUCAUGUGAUCCUAACAUGGCAGCCCCCAUGAGGGGACCCUCUGCAUGUAAAAAAAUAAAAUAGCUUUUAUAAGGUUACUGAUAUGACUGAAGUCUUCAUCUCAUGUCAGUGCUCACGAUUUUAUACAUAUGUUUCAGAGUAAAAUUUUGUUAAUGAGUGCACCUUUAAAUGUAUGGUACGUUCAUGUCGUGAUUUUUACAGUAAUCAUAAGAUUCUAAUUAAAAAGCAUUCACUUCUUUUUAGAACUUGUAAUUAGUAGUUGAAAACUUGGAAUUCUAUGAAAGCUCCGACUUCACGGUCAUAAUGUCAUGUUAAAAAAAAACAAUAAGGCAGCGGCCUCAACAACUGAAGGUAGUGAAACAUAUUUUGGUUACACUUUAUUUUACAGUAUGUGUACUUUCAGUAUAAUUACAGUGUACUUACCCAAGAAAUUACUACAUUAGGUAACUACAUAUGUACUUAAUAUAGGUUAAGGUUGGGGUUAGGUUUAGGGUAUCUAGUAAUUAUUGUAGUUGUUUUAAUUAUAUAGUACGUAAAUGUAGAACAGUACUGUAAAAUAAAGUGCUACCCAUAUUUUUUAUUUCAUUUUUGUAUAGCAAGUGUUACAUGGAGCGCUUUCUUUAUUUUGAAACAUUUUCCAAGAACAUACAGGGGUGAAUUAAUUAAUUAAUAGUGAUUAAACAUUUUGCUGUCAUCGACAACAAUGCCACACCAGGAUCCGUUUUUGACAUUAUGCGUGUUGCCACAGAAACUAAUAACUUUUCAUUCUGUGAACGUGAAAAGCACUGAGUAGGAUCCACAAAUUAUCGUUUCGUAAUUACAGUAAUUCCGUCAGGUCGUGAACGCAACAUUAUUCUGCAGAAUCCUGGUGAUUUUGCUUCAAAAUCAGCACAGAAAAUGCAAAAAAUAUGCAGAUUCUGUCUGAAUCAAAUGAAUCUGAAAGAAAACAAAAACACACAGGAAAUGGAUGAAACAUUUGUGAACGCAGCAUUAUUCUGCAGAUUUUGCCCCAAAUUCAGCACAGAAAAUGCAAAAAAAAAAAAAUAAUAACAUGCAGAUUCUAUUUGUAUGUGAAUCAAAUGAAUCUGAAAGAAAACAAACACAGGAAAUGGAUGAAACACUUGGUCCGUUACUCUAACUAUAUUUAGCAACGAGCUGUAACUAUUUACCUCCCAGUAGUUUCUUCUCUCUUUUCACAAGCCAAAUAGAGUUUAUAACAGAACUUGCCAUCAACAUAACAUUUGAUUAUUUCCUGUUAACUCAUAACAUGCUGUUGAAUUUCAUCAGAUACUCUGGUACCUGCCUGUCUGUCCGUCCGUCAUUCUCUCAGUGGACCUCAUAGAUAGGACUGCAGCAUUACACACCAAAGGUGUCAUCAAUAAAACAAAUUCAAACCAGUGACGUUGUUGUCAUUAGGAUGAUUAUUAUUAUUGAUAUUAUAUUAGCUGAUGCUGGAUUGGUAUUCUGAGCAGAGGAUGACCUCUAGUGAGGUAGGGAAUAUACAGGUGCUGAUGUUCGUCAGCCUAAGACCUUUCGAUCCCACACACACAUUAUUAUUGCUCUUCAUAUCAGAUUUGGACACGGCAUCUUGGUGCUGUCUUAUCAUUGGUCCCUCACCCUUCACUGUUGUUUUGUUGACACUCUCUCUCACACACACACCUAUGGAAAUAUGGCUUGAGAUGCUUAUCUUCUUGAUUUAAGCUUUGUUUAAAGUGUACUUCCAUGCACUAUUUUCAUUAGUUUUUUUUACUUUGUAAUUAUUCUUAUUGUUUUAUUUGCUUUUUAUGCAUUCUUAAAUCAAAGCAUCACUCCUUUGUGUGUGUGUAUGUAUGUAUGUCUGUGUUUUUCUGAAAUGGGUGUUUGUGGGAAUAGGAGAAAGAUGUAUCCUAAAGCCAUUUUCACCGUCGGUAGUAGUACACAUCCUUGAACACCAAAUGAAUAGAUGUAAACUAAGCCAGUGCUUGCUGUUGUUUCAAUAGCAUUAGUGUGUGUGUGUGUGUGUGUGUGUGCGCAUCACUGUUAUUUUUUUCGAGUGUGUCAUGUUUUAUGAUGGAAAAUUUAGACUUUCUUAA
Myxocyprinus asiaticus (Chinese sucker) is the source of this 7226-nucleotide messenger RNA. Its product is annotated as dual specificity mitogen-activated protein kinase kinase 7-like. The record is from RefSeq and is a predicted model, not a curated record. Gene Ontology annotation, molecular function: ATP binding; protein kinase activity. Lineage: Eukaryota; Metazoa; Chordata; Actinopteri; Cypriniformes; Catostomidae. Bases 13 to 1332 code for a protein of 439 amino acids. The transcript is spliced from 12 exons. Gene Ontology annotation, biological process: protein phosphorylation.